Elephantulus edwardii (Cape elephant shrew) is the source of this 3771-nucleotide messenger RNA. It is a transcript of the gene SCYL2, whose product is annotated as SCY1-like 2 (S. cerevisiae). Bases 29 to 2818 code for a protein of 929 amino acids. NCBI's taxonomy places the organism in Eukaryota, Metazoa, Chordata, Mammalia, Macroscelidea, Macroscelididae. Gene Ontology annotation, molecular function: protein kinase activity; ATP binding. The record is from RefSeq and is a predicted model, not a curated record. The transcript is spliced from 17 exons. Gene Ontology annotation, biological process: protein phosphorylation.
GUAAUUCUGACUACCGACUAUUGCAGCCAUGGAGUCCAUGCUUAAUAAGCUGAAGAGCACGGUUACAAAAGUAACAGCUGAUGUCACAAGUGCUGUAAUGGGAAAUCCUGUCACCAGAGAAUUCGAUGUUGGUCGACACAUUGCAAGUGGUGGCAGCGGCCUAGCUUGGAAAAUUUUUAAUGGCACAAAAAAGUCAACAAAACAGGAAGUGGCUGUUUUUGUCUUUGAUAAAAAAUUGAUUGACAAAUAUCAAAAAUUUGAAAAAGAUCAAAUCAUUGAUUGUCUAAAACGAGGAGUCCAACAGUUAACUCGGCUACGACACCCUCGACUUCUUACUGUUCAACAUCCUUUAGAAGAAUCCAGGGACUGCUUGGCAUUUUGUACGGAACCAGUUUUUGCCAGUUUAGCAAAUGUUCUUGGUAACUGGGAAAACCUACCUUCUCCUGUAUCACCAGACAUUAAGGAUUAUAAACUUUAUGAUGUAGAGACCAAAUAUGGUUUACUUCAGGUUUCUGAAGGAUUGUCAUUUUUACAUAGUAGCGUGAAAAUGGUUCAUGGAAAUAUUACUCCUGAAAAUGUCAUUUUGAAUAAAAGUGGAGCCUGGAAAAUAAUGGGCUUUGAUUUUUGUGUGUCAUCGACCAAUCCUUCUGAACAAGAGCCCAAGUUCCCUUGCAAAGAAUGGGACCCAAAUUUGCCAUCAUUGUGUCUUCCAAAUCCCGAAUACUUGGCUCCUGAAUACAUACUUUCUGUGAGCUGUGAAACAGCCAGUGAUAUGUACUCUCUAGGAACUAUUAUGUAUGCGGUUUUUAAUAAAGGGAAGCCUAUAUUUGAAGUCAACAAGCAAGAUAUUUACAAGAGUUUCAGCAGACAGUUGGAUCAGUUGAGUCGUUUGGGAUCUAGUUCGCUCACUAAUGUACCUGAGGAAGUCCGUGAACACGUAAAACUGCUGUUAAAUGUUACUCCAACUGUAAGGCCAGAUGCAGAUCAAAUGACAAAGAUUCCCUUCUUUGAUGAUGUUGGUGCAGUGACACUGCAGUAUUUUGAUACCUUAUUCCAAAGAGAUAAUCUUCAGAAAUCACAGUUUUUCAAAGGACUGCCAAAGGUUCUGCCAAAACUUCCCAAGCGGGUAAUCGUGCAGAGAAUUUUGCCUUGUUUGACUUCAGAAUUUGUAAAUCCUGACAUGGUACCUUUUGUUUUGCCUAAUGUUCUACUGAUUGCUGAGGAAUGUACCAAAGAAGAAUAUGUUAAACUAAUUCUACCUGAACUAGGCCCCGUCUUUAAGCAGCAGGAGCCAAUCCAGAUUUUGUUAAUUUUCUUACAAAAAAUGGAUUUGCUACUCACCAAAACUCCUCCUGAUGAGAUAAAGAACAGUGUCUUACCAAUGGUGUAUAGAGCACUGGAAGCUCCUUCCAUUCAGAUCCAGGAACUCUGCCUAAACAUCAUUCCAACCUUUGCAAAUCUUAUAGACUACCCAUCCAUGAAAAAUGCUUUGAUACCAAGAAUUAAAAAUGCGUGUCUACAAACGUCUUCCCUUGCUGUUCGUGUAAAUUCAUUAGUGUGCUUAGGAAAGAUUUUGGAAUACCUGGAUAAGUGGUUUGUACUUGAUGAUAUUCUACCCUUCUUACAACAAAUUCCAUCCAAGGAACCGGCAGUCCUCAUGGGAAUUUUAGGUAUUUACAAGUGUACUUUUACUCAUAAGAAGUUGGGAAUCACCAAAGAACAGCUGGCUGGAAAAGUACUGCCACAUUUAAUUCCCCUGAGUAUUGAAAACAAUCUUAAUCUCAAUCAGUUCAAUUCUUUCAUUUCCGUCAUAAAAGAAAUGCUUAAUAGAUUGGAGUCUGAACAUAAGACCAAACUGGAACAACUUCAUAUAAUGCAAGAACAGCAGAAAUCUUUGGACAUAGGAGGUCAAAUGAAUGCUUCAGAAGAGAUAAAAGCUACAAAUGUUGGGAAUCAGCAGAUCGACAAGGUUUUUAACAGUAUUGGAGCUGACCUUCUGACUGGUGGAGAACCAGAUAAUAAAGACGAUGGACUACAGAAUAAACAUAAAGGAGCAUCACUUACACUUGAAGAAAAACAAAAAUUGGCAAAAGAACAAGAACAAGCACAGAAGUUGAAAAGCCAGCAGCCUCUUAAACCUCAAGUACAUACACCCAUUGCCCCGGUCAAACAGACUAAGGACUUGACAGAUACCUUGAUGGAUAACAUGUCGUCUUUGACCAGCCUUUCUGUUAGUACUCCUAAAAUUGCCACACCAAGUACCUUUGCUUCUGUUUCUCCUAUGGGCCUUGGCAUGAUGUUUUCUACACCAGUUGAUAAUACAAAGAGAAAUUUGACAAAUGGUCUCAACGCCAACAUGGGCUUUCAGACUUCAGGAUUCAACAUGCCAGUUAAUACAAACCAAAACUUCUUCAGUAGUCCAGGUGCACCUGGAGUAAACAAGAUGACCCUUGGAACACCUGCCUCUUUGCCGAACUUCAAUGCUAUGAGUCCUGCUCCUGCUGGCUCGAAGCCCACUCAACAGAGACCCACAGAUAUGUCUGCCCUUAAUAAUCUUUUUGGCCCUCAGAAACCCAAAGUUAGCAUGAACCAACUCUCACAACAGAAACCAAAUCAGUGGCUUAAUCAGUUUGUACCUCCUCAGGGGUCUCCAAGUAUGGGCAGUACAGUAGUGGGAACACAGAUGAACAUGAUGGGACAGUCUGCCUUUGGAAUGCAGGGUAAUCCUUUCUUUAACCCACAGAACUUUGCACAGCCACCAACUACUAUGACCAAUAGUGGUUCAGCUAGCAAUGAUUUAAAAGAUCUCUUUGGGUGAAGUGUCUUUCUCCAAUUUUUGAUGGACGACUUCAGUUUUAAUCAUGGAUAAGCUGUUUUCAUCUCUGUGUAGUUGGCUUGGAAGAGCUUCGGGAACUUGAAUGGUUCUGUGACAGAAAAUUCCAUCUUGUAAGUUGUAUAAACUCUUGACCAGUUGUGUUUUUAAAGCAUUGAGGAUUUUUUUCCUCUUACCAACUUCUUCAGAUUUUUGAAGACCUAACCCUUACCAAUCUCAAAGAAAAAUGAUCAAUUAAAUAUCUUGAAUAGUAAAAUUUUUUAACACAUGAUGAUUUUAGUUUGUAAAUCUUGGUGUUCUAAAAAAACUGAGUUGAUUAUAAUUGCAGGUUUCAUCUGUUAAGUGCUACGUGGUAUACAAUCUAUCUUCACAAGUCACAAGUCUUCAUUUCAAUAUGUGAAAAAUCUUAUGCUGUAUUGAUUUGUUUGCAUUCGUAUGACCAAGUGAGAAAAUAAUAAGCUUAAAGAAAAGGAUCAGGUUAUUUGCUUUUCCCAGUCUUAUGAACAUCUCAAAUAUACUAGUGUUUAGUACAAAAGACUGAGCAAAUAUUGCAAAAUUUAACUUACUACAUUUUAUUAUUAUUCCAACUUCAGGCAUUAUUAGCCAUCUGAAAUGCAAACUGAUCAUUGUAAGUUAUAUUUUAGCAUGGUCUGCCUCAAAUAGUAAUGUAUUUUUCUGCAUUUACUUGGCUAUAUUUAGAAUCACUUUUUCCUACUGUAUCAUUAAAAAAGUAUAUAACUAAUUUGUACAAAUAUUUGACAAAACACUCUGAUGUGACUUCCUUGAGUACUGCCUUCCUAUUUUAAUUUUAAAUUCAAACUUCUGAGGUUACAGCAUCUAUGAAUUGCAUUUUCAAAAAGAUUUGUAAGAGAUAAACUAUAUUUCAUGAGUAAAUUUUUGAGAUUUUUUUCCCGUAUUGUUUCAAAUGUAAUGAACUU